Molecule: messenger RNA, 1632 nt
Organism: Daucus carota subsp. sativus
Lineage: Eukaryota; Viridiplantae; Streptophyta; Magnoliopsida; Apiales; Apiaceae
Product: pectin acetylesterase 6
Exons: 12
Coding region: 134-1381 (415 amino acids)
Biological process (GO): cell wall organization
Cellular component (GO): plant-type cell wall
Molecular function (GO): pectin acetylesterase activity
Source: RefSeq, a predicted model, not a curated record
CUGUUAUCCAACCGAAUUUAAUAAUUCUAAACGUAAUAUAACACCAACUCCUACUACUUUAACACGAGGCUUUCCAUCUCUUAGCUUCACUUGUGUCUGUUACUGCAACUCAACUCAAGCAAGCUCGCCGGAAAUGAAGAUCACGGCGUACGCUUGCUUAAUUCUUCUCUUCAGCUUCGGCGGCGAUGCGGCGGCUCCCGACAGAUCGGAAGACACACUUUAUUCUUUUGAAGAGCAGCUGGAUUCACACCCAGAUGCUACACAGCCUCAACCGUUAAUGGUUCCUAUCACACUUGUUUCCUCUGCUCUUGCUUCCUCUAAAGGAGCUGUUUGUUUGGAUGGAACACUACCUGCUUAUCAUUUGGAUCGGGGUUUCGGGUCCGGUGCAGACAGCUGGCUUAUACAAUUAGAGGGAGGUGGUUGGUGUAACACUGUCCGAAGCUGUGUUUUUCGUAAAACAACCCGUCGUGGUUCUUCCAAGUAUAUGGAGAAGAUGCUACCCUUUACCGGAAUAUUGAGCAAUAAACCUGAAGAAAAUCCUGACUUUUUCAACUGGAACAGAGUUAAGCUUCGUUACUGUGAUGGUGCAUCUUUCAGUGGAAAUAGUGAAAAUAAGGAUGCACAACUUUUUUUCCGAGGCCAACAAAUUUGGUUGGCUGCUAUGGAGGAAUUAAUGUCAAUGGGAAUGAAUCAAGCUAAAGAGGCUCUUCUUUCUGGUUGCUCAGCUGGAGGUCUCGCUUCCAUAUUGCAUUGUGAUGAAUUCGAGGAUAUGCUACCGCAUACAACAAAAGUGAAAUGUUUAAGUGAUGCCGGAAUGUUUCUUGAUGCAGUUGAUGUAUCUGGAGGUCGCACUUUAAGAAAUAUGUAUGACGGCGUGGUUAACUUGCAGAACCUGCAAAGUAACUUGCCAACAACUUGCACAAACCAUUUGGAUCCUACUUCGUGUUUCUUUCCUCAAAAUUUGAUUGCCAAUGUGAAGACGCCCUUGUUUCUUCUCAAUGCAGCCUAUGAUGCUUGGCAGGUUAGUUCUAGUUUGGCUCCAUCAUCUGCUGAUCCUCAAGGAUAUUGGAGGGGCUGCAAAUCAAAUCAUGCUCUUUGUAAUACAUCACAAAUUCAGUAUUUUCAAGACUUCAGGAAUCAGAUGCUCCAAGAUAUUAAAGAAUUCGCUUCAUCCAAUCAAAAUGGUUUAUUUAUAAAUUCAUGUUUCGCCCAUUGCCAAACUGAGAGACAGGAUACAUGGUGUGCCAAUGACGCUCCGAUGGUUAAAAACAAGGGUAUAGCAAAGUCUGUUGGAGACUGGUAUUUUGAUCGGACCGGUGUCAAAUUAAUUGAUUGUCCAUACCCAUGUGACAAAACCUGUCACAAUCUUAUGUUCAAUUGACCAUAGUAAUAGCAUUCCUUCAAAAGGGCAUCUCUUAUAGUUUCAGAAGUACGUGAUUUCAAUUUGUUUUAAAGAAACUACAAGUACUGGUUGGAUCCCCAUAGUUGAGAGGCUCAAGCACAUUGCUCCUCUUUGUAUAAUUGUAUGUGAUUGUUGUAAUAUUUGGCUACAACGGCAGUGAAGAUAAUUGCUGUUGCAACUUUAUAGUUUUACGUAAGUUAUUUCUAAUAAAGUUUUUCGCGUUCAUAACA